AGAGCGGAGGCCAAAACAGGGCUCUGAGCCCGGCCCCAUGAGGACGCUAUUGACCAUCCUGGCGGCGGGAUCCCUGGCCGCUCACCUUGCGGAGGACACCUCGGACCUUCUUCAACACGUCAAAUUCCAGUCCAGCAACUUCGAAAACAUCGUGACGUGGGACAGCAGCCCGGAGAGCGCCCCAGACACGGUCUACAGUGUUGAGUAUAAGAAGUACGGAGAGAGAGAGUGGUUGGCAAAGGAGGGCUGCCAGCGGAUCACCCGGAAAUCCUGCAACCUGACCGUGGAGACGGGCAACCUCAUGGAGCUCUACUAUGCCCGCGUAACUGCCGUCGGUGCUGGAGGCCGGUCAGCCACCAAGAUGACCGACCGGUUCAGCUCCCUGCAUCACACUACCAUCAAACCGCCCAAUGUGACCUGUAUCCCCAAGGUGAGAUCCAUCCAGAUGAUUGUCCAUCCCACCUCCACACCUAUCCACACAGGAGAUGGCCACCAGCUUACCCUGGAGGACAUCUUCCAUGACCUAUCCUACCACUUAGAGCUUCAGGUCAACCACACCUACCUAAUGCACCUCGGAGGCAAGCAGAGAGAAUACGAGUUCAUUGGCCUGACCCCUGACACGGAGUUCCUUGGGACCAUCAGGAUUUUCGUGCCAACCUUGCUCAAAGAGAGCGCCCCCUACGUGUGUCAAGUGAAGACCCUGCCGGAUCGGACGUGGACGUACUCCUUCUCGGGCGCCUUCCUGUUCUCCAUGGGCUUCGUCGUCGCAGGGCUCUGCUACCUGAGCUACAGAUAUGUCUCCAAGCCGCCUCCGCCUCCCAACUCCCUGAACGUCCAGCGAGUCCUGACCUUCCAGCCUUUGCGGUUCAUCCAGGAGCACGUGCUGAUCCCGGUCUUUGACCUGAGCAGCCCCAGCAGCCUGGCCCAGCCUGUCCAGUACUCUCAAGUCAAGGUCUCUGGGCCCAGGGAGCCCCCGGGAGCCCCACCGCUGCGCAGCCUGUCUGAGCUCACCUACCUCGGGCAGCCGGACGUCUCCAUCCUCCGGCCCUCCGGACUGCCGCCUCACCAGACGCUCUCCUCACUGUCCUCUGCGCCCCAGGCUGCCCCGGAAGUUAGGCCCCCAUCCUACGCACCUCAAGUGACCCCCGAAGUUAAGCCUCCAUCAUACAUGGCACAGACCAUCUCUGAGGUCCAGCUGCCCUCCUACACUCCUCAGACCACUCCAGACAGCUGGACUUCUUCCUAUGGGAUGUGUGUAGAAGGUUCUGGCAAAGACUCCCCACCUGUGACACUCUCUAGCCCCAAACACCUCAGGUCUAAAGGUCAGCUCCAGAAAGAGGCACCAGCUGGAAAGUAUAUCCCAGAUGGCCUUUCUCUGCAAGGGGUGACCUCCUUGGAUAUGAAGGACCCCCACGAAGCAAAUCCCUCCCACCAGCAUCUGGGGGUUCACCCGGACAGAGUAUCUGACCCUCGUGUGCUACGCAGAGGAGAGCCAGGGACACCAUCGUACCUGAAGGGCCAGCUCCCCCUCCUCGCUUCUGUCCAGAUCGAGGGCCACCCUGUAUCCUUCCCUUUGGACACUCCUUCUCCCCCAUGUUCCCCCACAGACCAGGAACCAAGUCCCUGGGGCCUGCUGGAGUCCUUCUUGUGUCCCAAGGACGAGGAUCCUGUAUAUGAGACUGAGGCCCAGAGCGCAGCCCUUCAGGCAUCAGACCUGAAACAGCCCACAGAACUGGACUCUCUCUUCAGAGGCCUGGGCCUGACCGUGCAGUGGGAGGCCUGAGCCGAGAGCUGGACGGGCCUGGGGCUUCCUCCCUGUCCCCACACAACCUCACACCACCGGCCCGCACCCCCACCCUAACAGUGUUUCGGCCUCUGUGCCGCCCGGCCACAGGUGAGUGCCCUUAAAAGGACCAAAGGAAAGAGGGACACAGGGCUGCUGCCAUGGUGAGCUGCAUUUGGAGCAAAAAGGCACAGUAAAGACUGCAGCCCAGGAGAUCUGCACGUGCAUCGUGUGCAAAUGAGCGCGCACAAGCGGAGCUCUGUGGGGCCGAAAGAGUGUGGGAGCUAAUGCGGGGAGGCUUCACGGAGACCCAGCGCCCCAGCUCCUAAGAUGCUGGACAUGAGGUUCUCCAGCCCAUUCCUGGCCAAAUCCGUAAACUCGUUGGACAGAGAGUGAGGUCUCUGCUUCCUCUGUGGCACCCCUCACCCAAGAAACAGAGCCCAGAGCCCAGGAGGGACCCUCAUAGCAGGUUGGGCUGAGCCAAGACAGCCUACAAGGGAGGGGUGCGGCCCCGGGGCCUGAGAUCAGGCCAUCUCCACUUCAUUCCCCUGCUGGGGGCUUUCCCCGCUUGGAACGCAGGUCCCCCAGGGAGGGAGGACACACGGGGCCUUUCCUGCUGACAGACGUUUCAGAUCCUGUUUUGAGAGCAGGGUUUGUAAGGAACAUGGGGUCAUGUGGCCCCUGAAACAGACACAACAACAAAGUGCACCCACUUCACAGCUUUGGAAACUUAGCUCAUCUGAGUUCAAGUCCCGGCCUCAUCAAUUACCAGCUGUAUGACUUCAAGUAAAUGCAUCACUCCUCAAAACCUCAGGUUCUUCGUCUGCAGAGGGGAGAUAAUAACACCUGCUUCAUGGGCAUCGGGCAUGUGAAGAGCACGAAAUUAAUUCAGGAACUGUCUGUAAAGUA
This is a messenger RNA of Suricata suricatta (meerkat), 2692 nucleotides long. It is a transcript of the gene IL22RA1, whose product is annotated as interleukin 22 receptor subunit alpha 1. The transcript has 7 exons. Lineage: Eukaryota; Metazoa; Chordata; Mammalia; Carnivora; Herpestidae. Gene Ontology annotation, molecular function: protein binding. The record is from RefSeq and is a predicted model, not a curated record. The coding region runs from base 38 to 1783 and encodes 581 amino acids.